Dioszegia hungarica is the source of this 1404-nucleotide messenger RNA. RefSeq names its product putative stearoyl-CoA desaturase. Gene Ontology annotation, molecular function: stearoyl-CoA 9-desaturase activity; heme binding; iron ion binding. NCBI's taxonomy places the organism in Eukaryota, Fungi, Basidiomycota, Tremellomycetes, Tremellales, Bulleribasidiaceae. Gene Ontology annotation, cellular component: endoplasmic reticulum membrane. The transcript has 9 exons. The coding region runs from base 1 to 1404 and encodes 467 amino acids. Gene Ontology annotation, biological process: unsaturated fatty acid biosynthetic process. The record is from RefSeq and is a predicted model, not a curated record.
AUGUCGUCGAAUGUUGAGAAGGUUGAAGGCCCGAAGCGCGAAAUCGGAGAUCAAGGCAAGAUCUGGUGGUCAAACGGCAUCUUCUUCACAGCAGUGCACGUUUUCGCCUUGUACGGCGCAACAUGUCUCUCCCCGCUGUCACAGACACCCCUACCGACUCUCAUACUCUGCUUCAUAUCUUGGCAGCUUGCCUCGUUUGGCAUCACGAUCGGAUACCACCGCCUCUGGUCCCACCAGGCCUUUACAGCUCGCAUGCCGCUCAGGGUGGUGCUUGCCUGGAUGGGCAGUAUGGGCUUCCAAGGCAGUAUCAAGUGGUGGGUGCUGAGGCACAGGCUAUACCACCGGUUCACCGACAGUCCAACUCAUGACCCUUACUCUGCGAGCAAGGGUCUGUGGUACUCGCAUUGCGGCUGGAUCUUCCGCAAACCCAGAUAUGCCCGCAUGCGCCUCAUCGACCGAGCCGAUCUGGACGCGGAUCCCGUGGUCUACUUUCAGCACAAAUACUACUUCAGCAUAGCGCUAUUCUCCGGUCUCAUCCUCCCCGCUCUUAUUGGCUAUACCUGGAACGACGCACUUGGCGGCUUGGUCUGGGGCGGCGCAGUAGCACGGCUCUUGAUCUGGCAUACCACAUUCUGCAUCAACAGCUUGGCGCACUGGACUGGUCUCAGACCCUACACGGAAGAAGUCAGCGCGAGGGGCAACUAUCUUCUUGCCCUGCUUACCUCCGGGGAAGGUCACCACAACUUCCAUCAUGCCUUCCCCAAAGACUUCCGCAAUGGCCCUAACCCAGCCGAUUGGGACCCGAGCAAGUGGAUCAUCUACCUCCUUCAUCUCACUCCACUCGUUCCCUCGGUCGCCCGUACGCCCUCCUCCUCCAUCCUCAAGGCCCAAGCGAGCAUUCUGCGCGCCGAGGCGGACCGCCUCACUUCGUCGAUCCCGGCCGAACAGCGGGCGAAGUCUCUGGCGGACCUGCCCCGCUGGUCGAAGGAGGAGGCGAUGGCCAGGCAUGGCCAGUGGGUCGUGGAUUAUGUGGGGGAAGAGGAAUGGAGAAGGAGGCGGAUGGUGCUGCUACUGAUUGAGGGAUGUUUGGUGGAUGUUGGUGGGUACCUGGAUGAGCAUCCCGGAGGCAAGCAGCUCCUAAUCAACCACUGUAUCGCUCCCCUCGCCACCGGUCUCCUCUUCACAGCCCCUCUUGAUCCAGGAGCAGAGCACGAAGGCGAGAGCGCUCCGGCCUGCUCAACGGGUCUCAAUAACCCGCAUUCAGAGAUUGCCCUCCGGGAUGCUAGCAAGGCCUUCUUUGGCGGCCUCAACAAUCACUCGGCAGCCGCAAAGGACCGCAUGAGGUGCUUGCGGGUCGCAGUCUUGGAAGAGAGUGAUGUGCGCUUGGAGCCAAAGCCGCAGUAA